Molecule: messenger RNA, 820 nt
Organism: Owenia fusiformis
Lineage: Eukaryota; Metazoa; Annelida; Polychaeta; Sabellida; Oweniidae
Source: the annotation of a GenBank genome assembly
UAACAAAUUGGACUUCAUGAAGAAUGUAUUGGGAAACCCUAAAACCCAGUUAAUCCAUGCUUAAGGCCCCAUGUAGAGUUUAUAUGGGUCCUUUAACAUUUGAGACAAAAAGUGUGUGAAUCAAUUCUUUCAAGGAAAUGAUCCAGUUGCAUUAGAAUUAUAGCACAAACUCAUAAUUUUGUCCAUUUUCACAAAAUGUAUCACAAAAAAGUUCAUAAAUUAUUUCUUUACAUAUUAGAUCAAGGUUUGAGAUAUUUGGUGUAUGUUUCAUUUUCUUGUGCUGUUUUUAACACAUUUUGGUACUUCCCCAUUGGCACUUGUGCAUACCCAUUCAUAUUUAUACCAUACCAACAACUGUUCGAUUUCAGCUACGCCAGCGCUGUUAGUCUAAUGGCAACAGGCAGAGUAAAUGUGAAGCCUCUUAUAACACAUACAUUUAAACUGGAGGACACAUUGAAGGCGUAUGAACUAGUCAAGAACCAAGAGGAUGGAGUUGUAAAGGCAAUCAUAAGGUGCAAUGACUUUUAAUGUGCAGAUAACCGAUACCUUGAGGAUUGAACAGUGAUGUAUAUGAAUGUUGAAAAUAGUAAACUGAUAUUUUAACCAGACUUACUCAUUGUCUGAUCCUAUUUACUUUUUUGCCAAUGAUAUUGAGUGAGACAUAGUUGAAGGAGAAUUAGGUUAAAUGAUUUAAGCCUGGGCCUCAAUGAAUUGUGGAUGAAUUCUUGCAUCAAGGCUUAGAAUGAGGUUGGUAGUCCAAAUUCAAAGUCAAAGAUAUGGCUUUGUAUAAAAAACCUCCUACCUCAUACCCACCUACCCA